ACGCUCUGUCUGCAGCGACAGGCGAUCACUUCACCAGCACUUUCACAUCUUGGAGCACCGAGCGACUCCCUUUUUCGUUUUUCUUCUUCUUCCUCUGCUUCUUCUUCUCCAUCGAUUUUGUUUUCUUUCGGGGGUGGAAGGAAAACGCGCCGCGUGGUUUUCUGUAGCUUCACAGCUGGAAAGUUGCUUCCCCCUUGGUCAACGUGGGCAUCAGCUCCAAAAGCAUGGCAGAUUACUUGAUCAGCGGUGGUACGGGAUACGUCCCUGAAGAUGGACUCUCUGCCCAGCAGCUUUUCUCAGUUGGAGAUGGCCUUACGUACAACAGAUCUGACCAACAGUGCGUUCUCUCCGAUGGUCAUACGGCUGAAGAGCUAUGCUCUAAAGGAGAUGGGUUGACUUACAAUGACUUCCUGAUAUUGCCUGGCUUCAUCGACUUCACCUCAGACGAAGUGGACCUGACGUCAGCGCUGACCAGGAAGAUCACAUUGAAGACCCCUCUCAUCUCCUCCCCCAUGGACACGGUCACAGAGUCGGCGAUGGCGAUUGCGAUGGCGCUUAUGGGAGGCAUUGGCAUCAUUCACCACAACUGCACACCAGAAUUCCAAGCCAAUGAGGUCCGCAAGGUUAAGAGGUUUGAGCAGGGUUUCAUCACAGACCCCGUUGUGAUGAGUCCGCGCCACACAGUCGGGGAUGUGUUCGAGGCCAAACUAAGACACGGCUUCUCUGGUAUUCCCGUGACGGAGACGGGCAAAAUGGGCAGCAAACUGGUGGGCAUCGUCACCUCCCGAGACAUCGACUUCCUCUCUGAGAAAGACCACAGCAAGCCUCUGGAGGAGGCCAUGACAAAGAGGGAGGAGUUGGUCGUGGCCCCGGCCGGUGUUACCCUCAAAGAAGCCAAUGACAUUCUGCAGCGCAGUAAAAAAGGCAAGCUUCCCAUUGUAAAUAAUAACGACGAGCUGGUGGCCAUUAUUGCCAGGACGGAUCUGAAGAAGAACAGGGACUACCCGCUGGCCUCCAAAGACUCACGCAAGCAGCUGCUGUGUGGCGCCGCCAUCGGCACCAGAGAGGACGACAAAUACCGGCUGGACCUGUUGGUGCAGGCUGGAGUGGAUGUCGUUGUACUGGACUCUUCACAAGGCAACUCUGUGUAUCAAAUCAACAUGAUCAACUAUAUAAAACAGAAGUAUCUAGAAUUACAAGUGGUGGGAGGAAAUGUGGUCACAGCAGCUCAGGCCAAGAAUCUGAUCGACGCUGGUGUCGAUGCUCUGAGAGUCGGCAUGGGCUGCGGCUCCAUCUGCAUCACGCAGGAAGUCAUGGCAUGUGGAAGGCCCCAGGGGACCUCGGUGUACAAGGUAGCCGAGUACGCCAGGCGCUUCAGUGUGCCCGUCAUCGCCGACGGAGGCAUUCAGACCGUGGGCCACGUGGUGAAGGCUCUGUCUCUCGGAGCGUCGACUGUAAUGAUGGGCUCGCUGCUAGCGGCAACCACUGAGGCUCCAGGGGAGUACUUCUUCUCAGACGGCGUUCGGCUGAAAAAGUACCGUGGCAUGGGCUCCCUGGAUGCGAUGGAGAAGAGCACCAGCAGCCAGAAACGCUAUUUCAAUGAGGGCGACAACGUAAAGGUAGCCCAGGGUGUGUCGGGCUCCAUCCAGGACAAGGGCUCCAUCCACAAGUUCGUCCCUUACCUGAUAGCUGGUAUCCAGCACGGCUGCCAGGACAUCGGGGCAAAGAGUCUCUCUGUCCUCCGUUCCAUGAUGUACUCUGGAGAGCUGAAGUUCGAAAAGAGGACCAUGUCGGCACAGGUGGAGGGAGGUGUUCAUGGACUCCACUCUUACGAGAAGCGGCUUUACUGAGCAGGGUGCAGCAUGAUGGAGCAAGUCUCUCUCCAACAGCAGAUGGAGUGCAGACCAUCGGUGCACGUCUAACAGUUAGUUCUGCUAAAAAACACCCACUGCGCCCUCUCGUAUCCACCGUUACUCUCCUCUUUGAUCCCAGCCGGUGGAUGGAGGCACAGUAUCAAAGUGAGAAUCCUCAAACCGACUCUUCCCCCCCCCCCCCCCCCCCUGAACGCCUGAGAUUUUGCACCCAAGAAGCGGCGCAUCAGGGUUUUUUCGGAGUGACACGCCUGCAUCAUGAGUUUGCAGCCAAUCCCAAUUUAGCAUGCGUGUUGACGGGAGUGAGUGGAUGAGCUGUGUGUGGGUGGUGAAUCGAGGGUCUGACUGAGUUAAAAAUGUGUCUAGGGACAACGAUCGUGAAGGCGCACUGUGUUUAGUUGUUAUUAGAAAGUGUAAAACGGCCGUGGCGAAGAUCACAUCAGCAUCCGAUCUGGCUUUUUUCCUUUUGGGAUCCACGUUUACAGCACGCUCCCCUGAAGCCGCUCACAUCCCAGCUCUUAAACGCACCAGUACAUGCAGAAAACGAGUAUGUUGUACUUCUAUGUGAAGUGUAUUGGUGUUUCACGGCAAUCCUACUUUUUCCUUUCUUUUUUCCCCUCAAUUUUUAAGUCAUUUAAGGUAUACGCUACUUUAUGAACAGUAGCCGUUUAUAUUUCAGCGCGUCUUGUUUACUUCUCCCGUAUCGUGGAUCAAGAGGUACGAGAUAUUGGCCGUGCCGAUGUUCCUGUUGACUGUGUGUCCGUCAGUGCCCCCUUCAAUCAAUAGACUGUCCCCGGACCCCCAGUCUUAACCUUCUGUGGGCCUUUUGUUCAUUUUCCCUUCAACGACACCGUGGCAGAUAAUCAGUGUCCCGUUUGAGUGCGUAUUGUUCAUAUGUUGAGCAUGGAAGGGAUCAACAGCUGAAGGUAUGUCGGAAGAAGAGGAAAAAUAACAACCUAAAAUGUAUUGCAUCAAUCAAGAAUAGUUCAAAAGGAGGACUAUGUCUCUGCCCGUAAUUUGAAUACUUUUAGAUGAAACAGACUUUAUAUUGAACCUGUAUACUCUUGGGGGGGCUUUGAAUUGCGCAUGACGUGUUUUGAUAUGCAUGGUAGUUUUUUCACGAAGCCAACCAUGGUUGUAUUUAUAUCCUGCGUUACUGUAAUUGCAUAUAUACUGCCAAGUGUCUACGCUUCCUCUGACACCUUUUUUCUUUUUGUAAUUUCAAAAACCAGAAUUGGUGCAAGGAGUCGCUCGUUACCUAGUCACUUCAUUCCCGCUUUCUCCACAGUGUGGCAUAGGUCGUCUGUGACUGUUUUAUGUUCUUUCUAAAUUAAUUUUUUUCUUUAUACCAGAGAUAUGCCUUGAAACAGGGAUGGAUAAAGGCUGCAUGACAGCUCAGUAAAAAAGCAGAAUGCUACACACCCUCUCACCCUCUUCUUUCUUUAAAACUGUAUUGCUUGUGUUUAUCAUUCAGCUUAUGUAGGAGUAGGCUUUUCUAACGUUCAUACUGGAUACCCUUCUGGCCAGAUGUCAUUGUUGUUGUUUUUUAGAACAUCUCCCAGAUUGUAAAGAGUUGAAUUGAAUCCUCUACCGUGGUAAUGUAUUGACCCUGAACAGGGUUCACUUGACAACAACAAAAAGGCCUUGCAAUUGGACGAAAUUGCAAAAUAGAUGUACAUGAAAAUAUAUGGAGAAAUAUAUACCUAUAUCCGGUUGGAAAUGACUGCUGCUUGUUUUCAGUUUCCCGAUCUAAAGAUAUGAUUCAGGUUUUUGUUUUAAAUGUCUUAUUUGUAAAGUAAAUAAUAAUCAUUUUUUUAUUUUAGUACUGGGUUCUGUUAGUCCAUCUAAAAAGCACAGGUAUAGUGAGAAGUGGGAUAUUAGGUUUACAUUUGUUUUUAUUUUUUCUGCUGCACUUUUUGUAUGAUUUUACCUGCAAGAUAUUGUGAAGCCCCUACAAGUUGCCAGAAGUAGCUUCUGCAACCCAAACAUUAAGCGUUGGCUUUUUAGAUGGACAGAAAAGACUCAGUAUUCAUUCAAAUCGGUUGGGAUUUUUGAGAAAUAUCACUUAAGCACAUGUUUACAGUAAAACACUCGACAAUGUUUUGUUGCUUUUGCUUUCAAUAUGGUCAAACAAAGAAUAAAUAAAUCCAACAAG
Messenger RNA from Pseudoliparis swirei, 4026 nucleotides. It is a transcript of the gene impdh1b, whose product is annotated as IMP (inosine 5'-monophosphate) dehydrogenase 1b. Bases 225 to 1850 code for a protein of 541 amino acids. The record is from RefSeq and is a predicted model, not a curated record. Gene Ontology annotation, cellular component: cytoplasm. The transcript is spliced from 16 exons. Gene Ontology annotation, molecular function: IMP dehydrogenase activity. Lineage: Eukaryota; Metazoa; Chordata; Actinopteri; Perciformes; Liparidae. Gene Ontology annotation, biological process: GTP biosynthetic process.